Molecule: messenger RNA, 4284 nt
Organism: Lathyrus sativus (Indian pea)
Lineage: Eukaryota; Viridiplantae; Streptophyta; Magnoliopsida; Fabales; Fabaceae
Source: the annotation of a GenBank genome assembly
AUGGUUGGAAAAGCCAUGGCCGCAACUUCGCGUGAAAACCUCGCAAGUCUCAUCCACUCAGCCAAAUUGGCCAUUGACAUACCUUCAAAGCUCGACUCAUUGCGCAAAUUGAAGAAUGAACUUCCUCAAGAAGAUCCUGUCAUUCUCACUGAGUUCCUCCCCCCGCUUUUCGACUUCCUCUCAGAUCGUUUCAGUCCUGUUCGCAAAUUUGUCACCGAGAUGAUUGGUGAAAUUGGAUUGAUGAACACUGAAUUCUUGCCUGAUAUUGUGCCUGUGUUGAUUGAUGUCUUGGAUGAUGAUACACCUGCUGUUGUUCGCCAAGCUAUACUGUGUGGAAUUGAUUUGUUUCGUUACACACUCGAGAAAAUUGCGGUUCAGGGUCUAUAUUCUAGUGAUUUAGACAGCGCAGUUGAAUCUGCGUGGGAGUGGAUGAUUAAAUUCAAAGACAAAGUAUACUCAAUAGCAUUUCAAAAUGGAAGGGGUGGAGCAAAGCUGCUGGCAUUGAAGUUUGUUGAAGCAGUUAUUCAUCUUUACACACUUGAUCCUAAUGGUUCCACAGAACCCACUUCUCAUCAAGGAAAACAACCGGUAUUUAAUAUCUCAUGGCUGAGGCGGGAUCAUCCUGUACUUAACAUUGGAGAUUUGUCAAUGGAAGCCAGUCAUAAUUUGGGUCUCUUGCUUGAUCAACUUAGGUUUCCAACUGUGAAGUCUCUUAGUAACUCAGUAAUCAUUGUGCUGAUUAAAAGUCUUUCAGCAAUUGCUAUAGACAGGCCUGCAUUCUAUGGUCGCAUCUUGCCAGUUUUGCUCAGUUUGGAACCCUCAAGCUCUGUUGUUAAUGGGGUCUGUGUGUCUGCUGCACAUCUUGCUCUAAAGAAGGCCUUUCUUACGUGCACGAAAUGUACACAUCCAAGUGCUGCCCCGUGGAGAGAACGUUUGGCAGGUGCCUUGAAGGAGAUGCAGUCUGAAGGGAAGGCAGAUCAGGUGUUUCAGCCAAUCUCUGCAAGUAACGGAAGUACAUUACCAAGAGAGGAUUAUCAACCAGUUAUCAAGGAAGAGGAUGCUGCAGUAAGUUUGUUUGAUUCAGGGCACAUUAAUUUAGGAAGAAAACGACCAGGAUCACCAAAUGGAGGUGAUUUAGCUGAAGAUGCAGAUGUUUCUGGAAAACGUGUUAGAACAACGAAUGAUGGUUUACAAAAUAAACCUGAAAUGGAAUUAGAUGAAGGUACUGCUAACACACAGGAUGACACUCCUUCGACUGCACCAGCAUCUUCAAAAGGAGAUGCGGAUAAUGGGCCUGUACAGCAGCUUGUUGCCAUGUUUGGUGCUUUGGUUGCUCAAGGUGAAAAGGCUGUUGCAUCUUUGGAAAUUCUUAUCUCAAGUAUUUCUGCUGAUUUACUAGCUGAGGUGGUGAUGGCAAAUAUGCGUUAUCUACCUCCAAAUUGUCCUAAUGCUGAAGGAAAUGAUGAACUGUUGCAUGACAUUAGUAUAUUUGGUUCUCAUGACAAGGCUAAAUAUCCACAAUCAUUUGUGGCUGGUGUUAUGUCACUUUCUAGUACUUUCCCGCCUGUUGCUUCACUUCUUGAUGCUCAUCAAUCAGUGUCCAAUGUUCAUCAAUCAGGGUCCAAUGUUCAUCAAUCAGUGUCCAAUGUUCAUCAAUCAGGGUCCAAUGUUCAUCAAUCAGUGUCCAAUGUUCAUCAAUCAGGGUCCAAUGUUCAUCAAUCAGUGUCCAAUGUGCAUCAAUCAGUGUCCAAUGUUCAUCAAUCAGGGUCCAAUGUUCAUCAAUCAGGGUCCAUUGUUCAUCAAUCAGUGUCCAAUGAUUUAGUGAAGUCUCACGGGGAGGAAGAAAUUUCUUCAACUGGAGUAGAUAGUAGUGUUAUACACUCUGGCAUGAUUCUCUCAUCUCAAAAUGCACCAUCACCUACUGAGUUUCCAUCUUCUGAUACUUGUAUACCUGGAGUGGAGAAUGUCAGCACAACUCUGCCUUGUGACAUAGAUGACGUUGGCAACUUAGAGAGUGGAAUCCCUGGCCUGGAUUCUUUUGGUCGAAAUGAUGCAUUGUCAGAACCUUUGGCUGCUUCCUCAUUGGUUUCCACUGAUAUGCAAAUAGAAGAUGCCAGUCAAGAGCAAGUUACGAGUUUGGAUAAUAGCUCACCCUUGAGCUUAGUUCCAUCAAUAUCCGCAGAUAAAUCUGAGGAGCUGAGCCCAAAAGCAGUUGCUACAGAUGUCAAUAGUUUGGUGUCCUCAACAGCUACUUCAGUUGUGUUACCUUCUCGUCUAGUCUUGCCAAAGAUGAUUGCUCCAGUUGUUGAUCUUGCAGAUGAGCAGAAGGAUCAUUUGCAAAUAUCAUGUUUUAUGCGUAUCAUUGAUGCAUAUAAGCAAAUAUCUGUAGCUGGAGGCUCAAAAGUUCGAUUUUCAAUACUUGCUUAUUUAGGAGUUGAGUUUCCUUUGGAGUUAGACCCGUGGAAAUUGUUACAAAAGCAUAUUUUGAUUGAUUACUCUAGUCAUGAGGGACAUGAGUUGACAUUGCGUGUCCUCUACAGGUUAUUUGGUGAGGCUGAAGUGGAGCCCGACUUCUUUUCUUCCACAACUGCAGCUUCUGUAUACGAAUCAUUCCUCCUAACAGUGGCAGAAGCACUUAGAGAUUCUUUUCCACCUUCGGAUAAAUCAUUAAGUAAACUGCUCGGUGAAUCUCCUUAUUUGCCAAAAUCAGUUUUAAAAAUUUUAGAGAACAUGUGUUCUCCUGGAAAUGGGGAUAAAGAUGAAAAGGAAUCACACACAUUGUAUGCGGAUAGAGUUACUCAAGGUCUAAGUGCUGUAUGGAGUUUGAUUCUUCUAAGGCCUCCCAUUCGAGAUACUUGCUUAAAAAUUGCUUUACAGAGUGCAGGGCAUCACUUGGAAGAAGUGCGCAUGAAAGCAAUACGUCUGGUAGCAAAUAAACUUUAUCCUUUAUCAUCAAUUUCUAAGCAAAUAGAAGAUUUUGCGAAGGAAAUGAUGUUCUCAGUGAUGAGUAGUGAUGCUUCUGAAGCUACAGAUGCUGAAGGGUCCAUUGCUGAUUCACAAAAGCUUGCAACUGAACCACCGUCUUUGAGUGGCAGUACUAAGGAUCUCUCAGAUAAUCGGCAACCAAACAUAUCUGAGGCCACCUCACUACUUUCAGUUUCUGAGGCUCAGAGGGGCAUGUCAUUGUAUUUUGCUUUGUGCACAAAGAAACACUCCCUCUUCCGCGAAAUAUUUGUCAUUUAUAGAAACACAUCAAAAGCAGCAAAGCAGGCUAUUCAUCUUCAGAUUCCCAUACUAGUUCGUACAUUGGGUUCAUCUUCAGUUCUCCUUGAUAUUAUAUCAGAUCCCCCAAAUGGAAGUGAGAAACUCCUAAUGCAGGUGUUGCAUACACUUACUGAUGGUACAAUCCCUUCUAAGGAUUUAAUAUUUACUGUGAAAAGGUUAUAUGAUUCAAAACUUAAGGAUGCAGAGGUUCUUAUUCCAAUAUUGCCAUUCCUACCGAAAAAUGAGGUAAUGCCGGUUUUUGCCAACAUUGUUAAGAUGCCUUUUGAGAAGUUUCAAGAAGCACUUAAUCGCGUAUUGCAGGGAUCAUCACAAUCUGGUCCGGUGCUUACACCAGCUGAAAUAUUAAUUGCUAUUCAUGGAAUUGAUCCUGAAAGAGAUGGAAUUCCCUUAAAAAAGGUAACUGAUGCAUGCAAUGCUUGCUUUGAGCAGCGACAAACUUUUACCCAAGAAGUUCUUGCCAAAGUUUUGAAUCAAUUGGUUGAGCAAAUUCCUCUUCCUUUAUUGUUCAUGCGUACGGUAUUACAAGCAAUAAAUGCUUUUCCAACACUGGUGGACUUUAUUAUGGGGAUUCUCGCUCGCCUUGUGAAGAAGCAGAUAUGGAAACAACCAAAGCUGUGGGUGGGAUUCGUGAAGUGUUUACAAUUGACAAAACCUCAGUCAUUUGGUGUUUUGCUUCAGCUACCUCCACCACAAUUGGAAGCUGCAUUAAAUAAAGUUCCUGCACUGAAGGCACCAUUGAUUUCUCAUGCUAGCCAGCCAGAUAUACAAUCUUCACUUCCCAGGUCCGUGCUGGUUGUUCUUGGCAUUGUUUCCGAUUCUCAGUGUUCAAGUCAGCCAGGUAUUGUUUCCGAUUCUCAGGCUUCAAGUCAGCCAGGCAUUGUUUCCGAUUCUCAAAUUUCAAGUCAGCCACAAACUAGCCAAACACAGACAGCCGAGACAAGCAACUCAGAUAAAGACACAAUGACUGAAAAAUCAAAAGAUUCACCUACAGCGAGCUAA